AUGGCGGACAAACUACGCACCCAGCAGGAGCUUGAGCGACUUCAAGCCAAGUACAUCGGCACCGGUCACCCAGACACAACAUCGUGGGAAUGGCGAACUAACGUUGCGCGCGACACGUACUCGAGUCUUGUCGGUCAUCCUUCGCAAUUAGCCUACAUCUCGCUCGCGCAAAACGAACCCGCCGCCAAAGUUCGAGCCCAGCUUCUACGAAAGAUGAUACAACCGUGUGGUCCUCCUCCUCCUCGCGAAGGUGAAGAGCCCAUACGCGAGCAUAAUUAA
Molecule: messenger RNA, 279 nt
Organism: Daldinia childiae
Lineage: Eukaryota; Fungi; Ascomycota; Sordariomycetes; Xylariales; Hypoxylaceae
Exons: 2
Coding region: 1-279 (92 amino acids)
Biological process (GO): mRNA splicing, via spliceosome
Cellular component (GO): precatalytic spliceosome; U2 snRNP
Source: RefSeq, a predicted model, not a curated record